AUGGCAAGUCUUACACUAGCUUCACCUUGCAUCACCUCCACCAUCUUCAACUCUGAAACAAGCUCCAACAAUGGAAGAGAUGACUCUUUCUCUUCAUACCUGAACCUCAUCAGAGAGAGCCUUGCAAAAGACCAAACUGAUAACUCCGGUGAUACUCCUACCACUAUGCAGAUAAGCAUAGGGAAAACCCAAGGUGAAGAUCGUGAGCUUGAUAUCUUCCGUGCAGAGAAGUACUUCAGUGGAGUAAUGGACGGAGAAAGUACUAAUAUGGAAAAAAGUCCAGUGAUCAGUUCUUACAAGAAAGAAGGCAAGAUGAUGAGCUUGAAAUCAAUAUCAAUGACUGAGAGCACAUACUCGGAGGUUAGUGCCAACAGCCGCAAAACUCUUCUCCGAGACCACCGAAGGAAACUAUCAUCGUCGUCUUCGUCAAACGGGCGAAGAAGAAGGUUGUUGAGAGUUUUUCGGUGUUCUUGCUCUGGAAAAGAUGCAACCAGGGUUGAAGAAGACAUGAAUGGGAACAAGAAACAAGAGUUCUUUGUAGAGAGAUCAUCAUUUGCAACCAAGAUAGAAGAUGCUCUCACGUUCAUGACGUUGAACUCACAAAUGGGAGCAGCGAGAAUGACGAUUCAAAAGGAGACAUUUGGUUCACCUUUCAUUGAGAAAAGUGUCAUGGUGUCAACUCUGAGAAAAAGUUUGACUUUGUUGACUCCUCCUCUGCCUUCCAUCAAUGGGAGUAGUUUGUUUCGGCCGGAGACUGGGUAUGAGCCGAGUGAGGCAAGCAUAGAUUGGAGUGUGACUACAGCUAGUGCUGGAAAUGAUGAACGGAAAUUGGAUAUUCAUGAAGGGAAUAGGCCUUCAAAGAGUGGUAAGCAUAGCAUGCUGCUUGGUUGCGCAAGCGAGAAGGCGGUGAACGUGACGUCGACGGAGAAUUACAGCAAGAAGCCGGAGAGGCCUCUGAGCUCCAUGAGUAAUAAUUAUGAGCAAAUGAGGAGUCUUCCUCCAUUGCUGAGGUAUCAUGCUUCUCAAGCUGUUCAGUCACGCCAUAGCUUGGACUUCACUCAUGGAGGUCUCUAG
Messenger RNA from Dioscorea cayenensis subsp. rotundata (Guinea yam), 1074 nucleotides. RefSeq lists its product as uncharacterized. Gene Ontology annotation, biological process: phototropism. The transcript is spliced from 2 exons. The record is from RefSeq and is a predicted model, not a curated record. Lineage: Eukaryota; Viridiplantae; Streptophyta; Magnoliopsida; Dioscoreales; Dioscoreaceae. Bases 1 to 1074 code for a protein of 357 amino acids.